Selaginella moellendorffii is the source of this 2989-nucleotide messenger RNA. RefSeq names its product subtilisin-like protease SBT2.1. Gene Ontology annotation, molecular function: serine-type endopeptidase activity. The record is from RefSeq and is a predicted model, not a curated record. The transcript is spliced from 9 exons. Lineage: Eukaryota; Viridiplantae; Streptophyta; Lycopodiopsida; Selaginellales; Selaginellaceae. Gene Ontology annotation, biological process: proteolysis. The coding region runs from base 304 to 2886 and encodes 860 amino acids.
UCUCUCUCAUAUAUUCAUUAAGAUCAGUGUACACCGGUCUCGACUCCGAUCGCUCGCGAUUGCUCCAUCCAUCUAUCCAUUCCUGUGUAUAUAUUCCUCUUCUCUCAUUCAAUGCUCUUCCCGGUGUUUGUCAUAGUGGAGCUUUCCUUUCCAUUUUUUCUGCCUCAGUGGAACCAGCACCACCAUAAAACUAUGGCGAUUGUCACAUACGAUGCCUCUGUAGGAAGUUUAAAUCGCGGGAAUUUGCUCGUGCUCUAGUCUCACGAUUUGAUCCAUCUCUUUUCCUCUCUUUUUUCUGAUAUCAUGGGAGCUCCUCGAGAGCUGCUACUGCCGCUACUCUUUCUCGUUACUCUUGUCCCUCCAGCCAUCGGCAUUCUAGAACGAGAGCAUUUAAAGCACGAGUACGAGCGUAACGAGAGUAACGAGAGGAAGGUUUACCUGGUGGUUGUGAGAGGGAGGCCGGUCGUUCAUUAUCAAGGAGGCAUUCCCGGAUUUCCUGCGACAUCGAGCAAGCAAAGAAUCAACAAUGCUCUCAGUGACGAGGACAAGAAUUACGCCUCGCUGCUCGUCGCGCGGCAUGACGAACUUCUCGCCAAGGCCUUUCCAGGCGAGAAGAGCUACCGGAAGCUCUACAGCUAUCACCACUUGAUCAAUGGAUUCGCGGUGGAGCUGACUGAAACACAGGCAGCGCGGCUGGAGAGAAUGGACGACGUUGUCCACGUCGAGCGAGACGAGCGAGUCCAGACGAUGACCACUCACACCCCGGAGUACAUGGGACUGCCCGGGAAGUGCUGGCCAAAGCUGGGAGGCGUCGCGAAUGCUGGGCAGGGAGUGGUGAUUGGAAUCGUCGACACCGGCAUUGACCCCUCCCACCAGAGCUUCAAAUCCUCUUCGUCUUCCACGAAAUCAUCUUCCAGUAGUCCAGUUAAGUUUACUGGGAAAUGCGAGGUUGCGAACGAAUUCCCGCAAGGCUCCUGCUCGGGGAAGAUUGUUGGAGCCCGGCACUUUGCGCAGGCCGCGAUUGCUUCCGGGGAGUUCAACGCCAGCGUUCACUACGCGUCGCCCCUGGAUGGAGAUGGACAUGGCACCCACACUGCUGCUACUGCUGCUGGGAAUAGCGGCGUCUCGGUUGUCGUCAAUGGCUUCAACUUUGGGAGCUCCAGCGGCAUGGCACCCGCGGCAAAAAUCGCGGUGUACAAGGCGCUCUACCGAUACAUUGGAGGCUUCUUCGCGGACGUGGUCGCCGCCAUCGAUCAAGCUGUUGCCGAUGGAGUGGACGUGCUGAGCCUUUCAGUCGGGCCCAACGGGCUCCCACGCCGGAACUUGACAUUCAUGAGCACCUUCGACCUGGCGCUGCUGUCGGCCGUCAAGGCGGGCGUGUUUGUAACCCAGGCUGUUGGAAACGGGGGACCGUAUCCCCGGACCAGCCUGUCCUUCAGCCCCUGGAUAUUCUCCGUAGCAGCGGCCACCCACGACAGGACCUACCCAAACGCCAUCACCCUCGGGAGCAACAUCACCAUCACGGGAACCGGCCUCGCAUCCGGGACAAAUGGCAGCUUCAGCCUUAUCACCGCAGCAGAUGCCACCAAUGGGAAUGUGUCCAGGAUCCUUGUCGAUGAGUGCCAGGACGCCGGGAACUACAACAGGUCGCUCGUCAGCGGCAGGAUUCUCGUGUGCAGCUACAGCCUGCGGUAUCUGUUCGGGGUGUCGACGCUGGCCGACGCGGUUGUGGCCGCGCAAGCGCUCAGAGCGUCCGGGCUUGUGUUUCUGGCCACGCCCGACCUCGACGGCCACAGCUUCCCGCCGUCCCCGAUCGGCUUCCCGGCGAUCAUCAUCCCCAGCUCCAAAGACUCCGCGGUGUUGCUCCACUACUACAACACGUCCACGAGAAGAGACGAGUCAGGCAGGCUCUCGAGCUCCGCGGCCAUGGCCACCAUAGCAGGAGGCCGCGAAGCUCUUUUCAGCUUCUCGGCACCAAAGGUGGCGACGUACUCGUCCCGGGGCCCGGACGUGAAUAGCAACAACCUGGACGUGGCUGAUGUGCUCAAGCCCAACAUCCUGGCUCCCGGGAACCUCAUCUGGGCGGCGUGGUCCUCGAUCGGGAGUGACGAGCGGGAGUUCGAAGGCCAGGAGUUUGCACUCAUCUCCGGGACGAGCAUGGCCACGCCCCACAUCGCCGGCAUCGCGGCGCUCGUCAAGCAGCGGUUCCCGUCGCUCAGCCCCGCCGGGAUCGCGUCGGCCAUGUCCACCACCGCUCUCACUCUCGACUCCAAUGGCCAGCCACUACUCGCACAGCACCCCUCGAGCAAUGUCGACUCCAUUCUCGGCCCGGCCACCCCAUUCGACUUUGGAGCCGGUUUUGUGAAUCCCGCAGCGGCGAUUGAUCCUGGCUUGAUCUUCGAUGCCGGAUUCCGAGACUACAUCCAGUUCUUGUGCUCCAUUCCGGCUCUCAGCAACUCGACAGUGUCAGCCGCGACUGGAUCGUCUUGCUUGUCAUCGCCAUCGUCACCCUCUUCGUCCUCCUCAAACACCACCGCUGCCGCCAGCAUUUCUUCCAGCUUUGCCUCGGAUCUUAACACUCCAUACGUGAGUAUCGCGAGCCUCAAUGGCGCCAGAUCUGUGGUGAGAAUCGCGACAAGCGUGAGCGAGAGGGACGAGGCUUACAAUGCUACAUUGGUCGUCCCCGCCGGGGUCUCAGUGACGGUACAACCAUCGAGUUUCUCCGUGCGCGGUGGACAAUUGGUCAAGUUGACGCUCACUCUCAAGGCUCUAGUCACCUCUUCGGCUCCCAGUUUUGGGGAGCUCCUCCUGGAUGGCGAUCGGGGACACAGGCUUCAUCUCCCCAUUUGCGUCAGCUCCAAGAUCGCCUCCUCCGGUACCUCCUGAAGCUUUUCAAUGUUUUCUCACAAAGCAAAGCAGAUCUAACCUCAGCCCAAGUGUUCAUAAGCUUAAAAACACGAGUACAAAUUCUCGCAAGUUUCGAGAGACA